Messenger RNA from Paramecium sonneborni, 1677 nucleotides. NCBI's taxonomy places the organism in Eukaryota, Ciliophora, Oligohymenophorea, Peniculida, Parameciidae. The record is from the annotation of a GenBank genome assembly.
AUGAAUCAAGAACCUAAUCAAGAUCAAGAUCCAAAUUAAGUUUUAAAUAGAUAAGGCACAAGUUUAACUCCUAAGAAUCGAAUAGGCAGAGCUAUCUACCAAACGUAUUUUUUUUUGUUAGGUACAACACUUUUGAUAUUGUCAAUAAUGUCGUAUUAUUUCUAUAGUGAUGCAUUUGAUAAUUAUAAAUAUAUCAUUGAAAACUGGCAAUAAUAACCAAUUAAAUCCAUACGAUUGAGUUUUGAUUAAUGUAAUUCUGAAGUAAUGAAUAUUAUAAAAAUAGGAAAUAAAUUUAGUGAAUUACAGAUGGCCUGGAACUGUAGAUGGAUGUGAUUGUCGUUAUACAUUUAGAUUAUUGAGUCUGCGAACAAAUAAUCAUCAUACUUUUAUACCAAGAAAUAAGAUAUAUAAUAAUCAUGCUUGUAACAUAACACAAAGAGCAUGGGGAUGUAUAUCAAUUUAUGCUAAGAAUCCAAUUAAUUUUAAUAGAUUUCCAUCUCCUUAAUCACAAGAAGGCUUCAAAUUAUGUGCUGUACUUGAGAAAGACAACAGUUUCUAUUCUCAUUUACCUGAAUCUGAAGAAUGUCCAUAAGGAUAAUUAAAAUGUGGAAAUCAUCAAGAUUUCUUUUACUGUACCACUCAACCAGAAUGUCCAGUAUUUGAAAUUGGAUUUUAAGGUGUUACAUAAUAAAUAUUGAAUGCAACAGAAUAAACAGAAAAAGGAUUAACAUUUUUAUAUAAUAGAAAUAGUGAAUAUAAAUUACCAUUAGUAGAAGUAAGAGUAUCUGAAGGAGAAGGUAUUUGUAUGAAGAAUCAUUAAAGAGGAAUAACUAAUGGAAGAACAGAAUAUCCUUUAAUGAGAGAGAAUAAAACAGAAUGUCAAAUUGAUAGAAGAUUUAUUAAAUUAUUAACUUCUAAUGAAGUUUAAUUUUAUGAAUCUAAUAAUCAACUUAAAUUAUAAGAUAAACUUCGAGGAUAUGAAAUUUCAUCAUAAUAUUAAUGGGGUAUAUUUCUAUAUUUUAUUAAGGUCUUUAUUCAAGAGGAUACAUUUCAUGGAAAAUGUCUUGUAGAGGAGAAUUAUUUGAUAAUUUUAUUGAUUAAUAAGAUAUAUUAGAAUAAAUCUUGUAAACAUAAAAAAACCUCGCAAUUAUCUCAAUAAUUUACUUUUUAAUAAUUUCUGUAAUUUGGAGUUACAUACAGUGUCAAACUUUGGAUGGAAAAGAUUGGCCUUGUAUCAAAGGUAAAGGAACUGAAGAAUCAAACAAAAUAUUUUAUAUGGAAAUAUUUACUAAAGUUAUUCUCUAGAGUAUAUAAGCAUAUGUUAUAAUUGAGAGUUUUAGUAGAACUAAAAUAGAAAGUGAUUUUUUAGAAAGUGUUAUUUCGAGAAAUUGUUCAGAUGAAUAUGUCUAAAUCUAAUUAGAAUAUCUUAGAGAUAUGCUAUCUGAAAACAUAUACAGAUUCAAUUGGGGAUCAUUAAUUUUAUUUUGUAUAACUACUGCUUUAGAUUUUUGUGUUGCAAUAUAUUUGAUAUUUUCAUUUAUAAGAGAAAGAUAAAUCAAAGAAGCUUACAUUUAAUAAAAUAAUGAAUCUACAAAUGGUUAUUAAUUAAAUUAAAUGCCAGAGAUUCAAAACCACAACAACAAUUAAUUCAAUUAUUCCUCCCCUUUUAAUAAUUGA